AUGUCAUAUUUGGCAUCGGAACUGUCGAAUCUUCUUCUGGGAUUUACCAAGGAUUCGAGCAAAACUGAUCAAAAUAAAUUGGUUAUAUCAAAAGAUUAUUCUCUCAAUUAUAACGAGACUAACCGUGAUAUAGCAGUUGACUCUGUAAGAUAUUCUAUAAUUAACAAUGGCAUAUACCAAACGUUUGAAAUAAUCAACGACCUCCCGAAUGACGCUAAGCAGAAUUUUAAGUUCGAAGCAUACGAUGGAAUACUCAAAAUGGUGAAUUUUGUGUUACUACCUUCUCCCUUUCCUCUAAAGUACUACGAGAAGUGCUGCAUCAGUUCUACCAUUUUAACUGAAGUUGUUGACGAGAUGUCAGUGAAUCUACAACUGUUGAACGAGUUGUUUAAACCUAUUUUGAAGUACGACAAAUUUGUAAGGGACUUGUUGAGUAUAUCUAACGAGGUGUACGGCCCAGGUGGUAGGAAUAUAACUGAGGAUCUGAGGACACACAUAUCUAGAUCGGACUAUUUUAUACAUGUUGAAAACCUGGAUAGGGAGUCGUAUGAACGAGAAUUCUGUAGAUACUGUCAAUACGACCACUGUCUAUGUCACUUUGGACGCACAGCUACCUCAGGCGACGAAAAACCAGAUUUCAAACUUGUGGAAAUUAAUUUGGGUGGCUGUUCACUAUCUCACUACUCUAAGACGGUGCAUAAAGUCCACAAUAAGGUCUUAACGACUUCUAUCAUUGAUUUACACGAGUCUGAUAAGGAGAAGACUGAUAAGCUUGUGUCAGAGAAGAAAACGUUGCACAUGAACAACGACCCAGACAGGUCAUUCACACUACCAAUAUCAGAGUCACACAAGGCGUACCUGAACAAAUACACCCCAAUCUUCGGUCAAAAAAGAGUGUGUGUGUUCCUGAUUCCUGACAUAAACUUUAUUAACUACAUUGACACUUAUUUCAUUUCCAGUGACGUUUUUGACAAGUACCGAAUUUUCGUCAAAACUGUACAGCUUGACUUGUUAAUAGAUUGGAUGAAACGCAAGAUGCUGUUUCUUGCCAGCGACUGGGAGUAUAACCCAGAUGGCACUGUUAGAUUUACAGAUUACAGCUGCUACGGCUCUAAACUAAAGCCAGGAAGACUAGUGUUAAAUUUAAUGGCAAAUCCAAAUUUUACGUCCGUAAACAAAUCAAACCUAUUUGAAGUGAGCACAGUUUAUUCCAGAGACUAUUACGACUCCAGUGAAAUGGUCAGUGACGAUGCUGUGAAUUUGAGAAAGCUGAUAGAAUUUUCUGAUGCGGUUAAAAUCCCAAAUUCUCUCCUACAAUUGGUCAAUUCUAAAAGGGCUCAAAUGUAUUUUAGCAACCCAAAGCAUAUAGAUGAGCUACUAUCCUCAUACAACAAAAGAGUCAAGGGUGUGAAGAGAAACAAAGGUUUAUCUGACCUGGUCAAAGGAACAUGGAUACUGCAAGUGGACCCAUCGUUGGAAAGCAGUGUGGAAGUAGUCAACGAUGCAAUCAAAAACCCACACAAAUAUGUUUUAAAAGCUAAUCGGGAAAUAGGAAAGGGGCUUUUAUUCAACGAAAAGUUGGCAUCUCGAUUAAAAGAAUGCUCAAAUAACAAGGAAGAACUAUCUCAGUAUGUUUUAAUGAAAAAAAUAUCAGUUCCUUCGCAACCAGGACUGUUCGUCAAACAUUUAAAAAAUGGGUCAUUUGAAGUGUUUGGCUACCAUUCGUUGACAGAACUGGGAAUAUACCACUAUGCUCUAUACGACGGCAACGAGUGUAAGGUCAACGAAGCAAACGGGUACCUCGCCAGAACUAAACCAGAGUUUGCAACUGGAGGAGGUCUGUCAGCAGGCUGCGGUUUCAUUAACAGCGUCUUAUUGUUUUGA
Messenger RNA from Theileria orientalis strain Shintoku, 1884 nucleotides. RefSeq names its product glutathione synthetase. The transcript has 3 exons. The record is from RefSeq and is a predicted model, not a curated record. Gene Ontology annotation, cellular component: cytosol. NCBI's taxonomy places the organism in Eukaryota, Apicomplexa, Aconoidasida, Piroplasmida, Theileriidae. Gene Ontology annotation, molecular function: ATP binding; glutathione binding; glutathione synthase activity. Gene Ontology annotation, biological process: glutathione biosynthetic process. Bases 1 to 1884 code for a protein of 627 amino acids.